Eutrema salsugineum is the source of this 2129-nucleotide messenger RNA. RefSeq lists its product as uncharacterized. The transcript is spliced from 10 exons. The coding region runs from base 442 to 2016 and encodes 524 amino acids. NCBI's taxonomy places the organism in Eukaryota, Viridiplantae, Streptophyta, Magnoliopsida, Brassicales, Brassicaceae. The record is from RefSeq and is a predicted model, not a curated record.
GAUUCAGAACAGACUGUUGGGACACCAUAUGGUUUCUCUGAUUAAGUUUUCCUAGCCCUAACGAUUUUGAAUCAUAUUUUAUUUUGCAGGCCGUGAGUUUGAAUAGUGGUCACUAAACAUUCUCCAAUUUUGGAUCACGCCGAUAAAGCCAAAACCCCACGAAAAAGCUUUCACAACCAAAGCAACCAUCUUUUUUAUUUCCCCACACUCCGAGAUUUCUAAAGCACCAUUUUGUCCUAAAAUCCCUCUUUUGUUCUUUUGAAAUCCUUUUCAUGUUCUUCUUACAUUCCCCGAUUUCUUUUUCUCUGAGAAAGUGAAUCUCUUUUGAUUUUGAUUCCUUUUUUAGUCUUUUCUGCAAUGAUUCCGUAUUUUGAAACUUGGUGGUGAUGACUUGUAUAAUAAAGCCGAGAAUGGAAGUUUAGGGUUUUCUCUGUAUGAACAAUGGGUGCUCUCGGAAGAAAUGUUGGUCUGAUCGAUUCAAAGGGUUGUUCCAAAUUGUUUCCUAUCUUGCAAUCUCCACCUCCUCCUCCCAUGUCUCAACCCAAUGGACCCUUCUCUUCUCUUGUCAUUUGCGUCACUGGUUUAUCCAAAGAUGCAAGAAAACAAGUGAAGGAAGCGACAGAGAGACUCGGAGGCGAAUACAGUCCUCACCUUCACCUGCAAUGUACCCAUUUGGUUGUCCAGAGCUCAUGUGGACGUAAGUUUGAGCACACUUUGAAGCAUGGGGCAAGAAACGGUCUAUUUAUUGUUACAAUUGGCUGGUUUGUAGAUAGCGUCAGGAGAAACCUCAGGAUGAGCGAAUCACUUUACAAUGUUAAACAACUUGAACAAAAUAGCGAAAAGGUGGAUGACCUGAGCCGGGUUUUUGAUCUCGAACCUAUUUGUCGUCCUCGUCCAAGUCAGCAAGCUGUACAUUUUGGCACAGCAAAGAAGUACUGCCAAGUUUCUUCUUCUGAAACAGAGAUUAGCACUAGUGUAGACAUGACUCUUGCUGACCAUUCCAUGUAUGUUGAUUCAGACAUUUCAAAUGAACUCCGGGUUAAGGUGUUAAAGGUUGCUGAAGAUCAAGGAGCAAAAGUCAUAGAUUCAUGGUUUAUUGGUUGCAAUGCAAGUCUUGUCGUGUGUGAAGGUCCUUCUGUCCAGAGAUAUCUUGGCCAUGCAAACACCAUUGUCUCGCCACUAUGGGUCCUAAAAACAGUAGAGAGACAUCGACAAAGACUUGUUCACAUGUCACCUGAUUUAGCAAGACAGUUAGGAUUAAUGGUUGAAAGCUUUGAAGAUGGUGCUACACUGGAGAAAAUAUCCGGGGAAGGGAAUACUCAAGAUGCUCUUAAAUUCAGGAGUAAAUCAAUAAAAGAAAGGAAAGAGACUGUAAAUAUAGCUAAAACUGGGGUUAGGAGACGGCGUGCUCGCCAUAUGCACACUUGCCAAAACCCAAUAAGACGCAUAACACAGAACAGCCUGCUGGAUAAUAUUUGCUGGACAAUAUCUGAAGCUGCUUCAACAGCCACUAUUUUUGCUUAUUCUUGCAGCAGCAGUGGCAACAUCAAUGAACCCCAGCCUUCUGUUGUACAAGAAGAGAAAGAUAAAGCGUUAGAUCCAGUAGCUUCAUUUUCAAACUCGACCAGACCACUCACCGAGAGCGAGAAGACGGAAGUGAUAUUUAAAGACAGCUUCCUUACAAUUCUGUAUCCAGCCGAUCGGUUCUCGGAGAUGGGACCUUCUUCACGGACUUAUUUCAGUGACAACGGCUUCACUUGCAUGCAAAUCUUAGACUAUAUCCACAGAUUUUACCAGGAGAACUUGCUGAACCAUGAAUUAGAGGUCGCGAUUCACACAGACUCAAGGGACGCCGAUCGUCUCAGAGCAACUUAUUGCAACAAGGAGGCAUCAGAUGAUGGAUACAUGGUUUUCCCAAGGAUAGGACUAUUGGGAAGCAGGAAAAGUUUCGAAAUGCUUAAGCGUGUGAAUGGAGAGAACAACAGUAAUGUUUAUGAACUCAUGAUUAGAGCUUGAACCACAAUUUGUUCUUUUUACUGUCGACUCCUUAAUUCAAGACUUAUUGAUGAGUAGUGAUGAUGCACAAUGAAUCUAAAGAAUUAAGUAUUUUUAGAAGAAAGGAGUAUAUA